AUGUGUCAGGAUGCCAACAAGGGAAAUGUCGAUACUGAAGUCACCUACACUCCUUCCUACCCAAGGACAACCUCAACAACCAACACCAUGUGUGGCAACUACUACAGAAACUAUGAUGGCGGCCUUGGCUGCGGAUGCUGUGGCUACAGAGGCCUGGGCUGUGGCUAUGGAGGCCUGGACUGUGGCUAUGGAGGCCUGGGCUGUGGCUAUGGCUCCUUCUGUGGCUGUGGUUAUGGAGGCCUGGGCCAUGGCUAUGGCUCCUCCCGUGGCUGUGGCUGUGGCGGCCUGGGCUGUGGCUAUGGCUCCUUCUGUGGCUGUGGCGAUGGAGGCCUGGGCCAUGGCUGUGGUUCCUUCUGUGGCUCUGGCUCCUUCUGUGGCUAUGGCUAUGGAGGCCUGGGCCGUGGCUGUGGCUGUGGCUGUGGCUAUGACUCCUGCUCCUUCUGUGGCUGUGGCUAUAGAUGCGGCUCUGGCUCUGGCUCCAGCUUUGGCCACUACUAUUGA
Molecule: messenger RNA, 501 nt
Organism: Piliocolobus tephrosceles (Ugandan red Colobus)
Lineage: Eukaryota; Metazoa; Chordata; Mammalia; Primates; Cercopithecidae
Product: keratin-associated protein 21-1
Exons: 2
Coding region: 1-501 (166 amino acids)
Biological process (GO): keratinization
Source: RefSeq, a predicted model, not a curated record